Molecule: messenger RNA, 186 nt
Organism: Trichoplax adhaerens
Lineage: Eukaryota; Metazoa; Placozoa; Uniplacotomia; Trichoplacea; Trichoplacidae
Exons: 1
Cellular component (GO): membrane
Source: RefSeq, a predicted model, not a curated record
GUUUCUAUGAGAGGUGGUAGUAAACCAGAAGAAGGCUAUGUCAAUAUUAAAAUAAAUGGUAGGAAUGGAGUUAUUUGUGCCGUCGGAUGGAAUAAUUUUGCAGCUGAUGUAGUUUGUCGUCAACUUGGUUACUUGGCUGCUUCAUCUUCCUCAGGUAAAGGUGUACUACAAUUUUUGCAACUAUGA